Molecule: messenger RNA, 867 nt
Organism: Lathyrus oleraceus (garden pea)
Lineage: Eukaryota; Viridiplantae; Streptophyta; Magnoliopsida; Fabales; Fabaceae
Exons: 1
Coding region: 1-867 (288 amino acids)
Molecular function (GO): nucleic acid binding; RNA-DNA hybrid ribonuclease activity
Source: RefSeq, a predicted model, not a curated record
AUGGACCCCAUCAAGUACAUAUUCGAAAAACCAGCUCUCACUAGCCGAAUUGCCCGAUGGCAGAUGUUAUUAUCGGAGUACGAUAUCCAAUAUGUUGCACAAAAGGCCAUCAAGGGUAGCAUAUUAGCAUAUCAUCUUGCUCGCCAACCGAUGGAGGAUUACCAACCUUUGAAGUUAGAUUUCCCAAACGAAGAUACUAUGGUUGUCAAAGACUAUGAGAUUCCUGGACCAGACGAAGGACCCGAACCAAUGGAGCGAUGGACUCUCAUGUUCGAUGAUGCUUCAAAUGCCAUAAGUCAUGGAGUCGGGGCAGUAUUGAUGUCUCCCAAGAAUUUGCAUCUACCAUUCAUAGUAAAGCUUUGCUUUACUUGUACGAACAACAUGGCUAAGUAUGAAGCUUGCAUAUUAGGACUAGAGGAGGCCAUUGAGUUAAGAAUCAAAGUCCUUGAAGUAUAUGGAGACUAUACUCUAGUGAUACAUCAGAUCAGAGGUGAUUGGGAAAUGAGACAUGCUAAUCUAAUUCCUUAUCGGGAUUAUAUGCUGAAGUUACUCCUGAUGUUCGACAAAAUCACCUUUUCCCAUAUUCCUCGAGAAGAGAAUCAGAUGGAAGAUGCCCUGGCAACUCUGGCAUCCAUGUAUAAGUUAAUAUGGCCUAAUCAUCAGCCUGAUAUUAAAAUCAGGAAUUUUGAUAAACUUGUUCAUUGUUUGACAACAACAGAAGAGUCAGACGACAAACCCUGGUUCUUCGAUAUCAAACCCUAUCUUGAGAAACAAGAAUAUCUGGCAGAGGCUUCUAGCAUUGACAAGAGGACUAUGCGUAGGUUUGCAUCCAAGUUCUUCCUAAAUGGGGAUGUGUUGUAUAAGUGA